This is a messenger RNA of Schistosoma turkestanicum, 1554 nucleotides long. Lineage: Eukaryota; Metazoa; Platyhelminthes; Trematoda; Strigeidida; Schistosomatidae. The record is from the annotation of a GenBank genome assembly.
AUGUCCUCAGUUCGGCGGUUUAUUAUAAACUAUAAUGUUGAAGAUAGAGCUAUGAAAUAUUUGGAAGUCAAUAAAAACUCUUCCAAAGCUCCUCCCAAGCACCGGGGUAGCGUGUUUGUGGCAGAUGAACAAUAUGAUAAGCUAUCAUCACAUAAUCCAAAAUUGAAUCAAAAUGUCGACUCUUUAGAAAUAGUAGCAAAGUCUAUAACCAAGGGCAUAUUACCGGAAGGCAUUGAAUACGUUAGUGAAACUGCCCGAAUGCAUGCGCUGAAAUUUUGUUUCCGUAUAUAUCGGCCUUGUGGUGUAUAUCAUUUUUGCAAACCGAUUGUUCGCUGUCAUGCUGUCAAAUUAUCAUGGUUACCCGAAGAUCUUACAGAACAUUUUGAUGUUUUUAAGAAAAAUACAAUAUCUAAAUAUGAAAAUGCCACUAAACUCCUGACAUCUGGGGCAAAAGAAUGUGACCUUCUCCCUUUAUCUGAGUGUUGGAAGGAGUUGAGACCAAUAGUAGAUGUAAUUGAAGAAUUGGAUGUAUUACUUGAAGCUGAUAAGGAAGUAGAACAGUUAAUCGCAGAUAUUGUUGGUACUGAUGCUGAGGACGAUAUCAAUGAUUUAAGAGCGAUUGCUGAGUUGGAGCGUAAUGAACGAAACAUUCAGCGUAAAGCGUUAGAAAAAAAGCUUCUUAAUAUGCUGCUUCCAGUCGAUGAACGUGAUCUUGAUUCAGCUGUGGUACUGGAGUUAUUCGCUGGGGCUGGUGGUAAGGAAGCUGGUUUAUUUGCUCAUGAUUUACUGAAUAUGUAUCAUGCUCUUGCCAUACAACGAAAUUGGUCUUUUACUGUUACACAAAAAACUGUGAUGUCAAAUGAAGAAUGUAUUCCAUCUCAUAAUGAAACUUCACUUUCGUAUGUUCGUGUUGAAAUAGAAGGUGAACCAACUACAGAAUCCGGCAUAACGUCACUUGGUGCUUACGGUCAGUUAAAAUGGGAGGCUGGUGUUCAUCGAGUACAGCGUGUUCCUGUUACUAGUAGUCAGAAUAAGAUCCAUACAAGUACAGUAGCAGUAUCGAUACAACCUAAGUAUGGCAAUGUUGGUGUCGAUAUAUCUGAUGAUGAUUUAAAAUGGGAAUUCCACCGACCAACAGGUCCUGGAGGUCAGAAUUUGAACAAGUCAACCAGUGCCGUUCGUUUGACACAUUUACCAACUGGAAUAGUUAUUUCAUGUCAACGUGAACGUUAUCAACAUGCGAACAAAGAAUAUGCAUUGGAAAUGCUCAGAGAAAAACUUCGUGACAUUCAUUUAAAAUCCCAGUCCCAAUUAAUUGAUUCCAUUCGUCGAUCACAUUUGGGAAAUUCGGAUAGAUCAGAAAAAAUUCGAACUUAUAAUUUUCCACAAGAUCGUAUAACAGACCAUCGGUUAAGCCAUUCUUGGAAUAAUUUAAACAGGUUUAUGAAACAAGCUGUUGGACUUAGUGAACUAAUAGAAAGUUUAUACAAACAAGAUCAACGCGAACAAUUAAGACGAAAGUUAUGUACAGAGGAUAAAGAAAGUUCAUUGUGA